AUGUGGUCGCGAAAGCAGUCCGUGUGCAGUGCAGUAAGCGGAGCCUCUAAAGGUGAUGAACCUCUGUCGACUGGAGUUCAGACGUACCCCUUUGCAGUGGCCUUGAGGGUUAGAGUUUUGCAGAUUGUCUGUGGAAUUGGCGGGCUAGUAGUGGGCGCAGUUGGUUGGCUGGAAGAAAAACAAAAGCCAGCACUUGGAUUGGGCGUGCCAGCGGGAGCAAUAACUGUCAUUGCCGCAACGACAUCAGUUUACUUCAGUCGAGGAUUUGGAGGUUGGAACUCGGCGCGAUCAGGAACUACCAGAAAUUGGGGAACCCCCUGGAGAGUUUUGGGCCCAGCGCCAUGUGCUGCAGUUCCUUUAACAACUUUAUGGACUGUCGCAGUUGGGGCACAUAUAGCGAUGCUCGCAUUCUGUAUACGAUCGCUAAUGAAUAUAGGGUGCAAUAGUACAACUUGCAUAGGAGUUGCAGUAGCUCAACUGGUAGUGUCGGUCAGCACUCUUGCAGCUGCCGUUUACAUGCUGCAACUUGACCUGCGUUUUGAUGCCGCACUAACACCGCCUCGAUCAUCCGACGCGCACAUCUGCACAGGUGUAUCUAUGGUACCAUUAACAUCUGUAGCAGUUAACAGUGGCAACAGUGGCGAUGGCGGUGAGACAGCAGGCAGUCCUCUGGCAAAGGAAAAGAACCCCAAGUCACAACAGCUUGAUCCUCCUACUUGA
Messenger RNA from Parnassius apollo (apollo), 720 nucleotides. The record is from the annotation of a GenBank genome assembly. Lineage: Eukaryota; Metazoa; Arthropoda; Insecta; Lepidoptera; Papilionidae.